AUGGUCGCGGGAGGAGGCUUUGAGAGCGAGCAUAACUACAUGUCCGCCUGGCGUACCAUGGUCACUCUCACAAAGGAGCAAGGCAUCCGUCGGCUGUUUCGAGGGACGCUGCUAACCCUUGCGGUGGCGCCGCUGACAGGGGCGUGGUGGUUUGCUUACGAACUCUUGAAGAGCUACACGUACGGCAUCAGUCCUGCUGUGGGGACUUUAUUGUCUAGAAACCUUCCCUCGACGCUGAUCGAGCGGCUUCCGGUGUACUGCACCUCGACAACUGAUAAUCUCCUAAUUAACUGCCUCGUCGCGACGUUCACAAACGUAGGGAUGGGGAUCCUCACAAACCCAAUUUAUGUGCUUCGGCUUCGACUGCAGGUGAAUCGAACAUUAAUCAAUGUGCGGUGGCCCAUAAUAUAUAUACUGAAAGAUAUACUUCAGCACGAGGGGGUUGGCGCGUUGUGGAAAGGGCUUGGGGUUAAUCUCUUCGUGGCGGCGAUGGGAGGCUGCGUGUUUGGUAUGACCUAUGAAAGUGCUAAGAAGUUUUCAGAUAUCACCGUUGUGACUCCCUCGUCCAGUUGA
Molecule: messenger RNA, 573 nt
Organism: Phytomonas sp. Hart1
Lineage: Eukaryota; Euglenozoa; Kinetoplastea; Trypanosomatida; Trypanosomatidae
Source: the annotation of a GenBank genome assembly